Drosophila willistoni is the source of this 1788-nucleotide messenger RNA. RefSeq names its product probable serine/threonine-protein kinase irlB. The record is from RefSeq and is a predicted model, not a curated record. The transcript is spliced from 3 exons. Bases 57 to 1697 code for a protein of 546 amino acids. Lineage: Eukaryota; Metazoa; Arthropoda; Insecta; Diptera; Drosophilidae.
UUUUGGUUUUGGUUUUGGUUUUCGAUUUGGUUUUGGUUUUCUGUUCUUUUUGUACCAUGAUGCAGUCGUCACAUUCGGGGUUAAGUGUACAAUAUGGACAAGUUGUGAACUCAAAGGAUAUACGAAGAGAAGCGUUUGAGAAACGAUAUGAACUCAUUAUGCCAGUGAAACCCAAUAGUGAUCCGGGUUUAUGUCAUGAUGAGUUCUUACGUCGACUCUUUGCUGAUUGGAACAUGCCGGAGUUUCCAGAUUAUGGUGCCUAUUAUAAUAAUUAUGAUGAUCAUGAUGACUACGACGACGAUGAUGAUGAUAAUGAUUAUUAUAAUGGUGAUCAAAAGCCUGUAGACGAUGGCAAUGACAAAGGCAAGGACAUUGGGGACAUUAAUGGUGAGGAGGAUAAACUUGAACUUGAAUCGGAUUUAUUGCUCAAAAGAAUCGGUUCAGGGAGUAGUGUUUUCUCUUUGGCUCCCAAUUAUGUGAUGAAAUGCCAAUGGAGUUUUUCCAGUUUUUUGCGUAAAAUGAAGCGGAAAGCAAUACUGAGUUCACUUGUAAGGAAGAUUAGUUCAAAGGAAUUGAGGGGUGACAUACACAAGCUAACUAUAAUUACGGGAGAGAAGAGCAACUUUGAUAGGUUAAGGGAAUCUAUGCAACGGUCCUCGCUAUUUUUUACCAACGCAAGAACCACAUACCAAUUACUUAUUUUACACCGAGCCCCACAACAUGCAGGACUCUUGGAUAUUAAGGAAAUUCCACACAACUUGUUUAGUUGGUCACUGGAGGCUUUCUUUAAGCGGCGGGAGCUGAAGGAUUUCGUGUAUCUGGAUGUUCUAGUGCGUAACCACAGUUGGGAUACUUUGGAAUGGGCGAAAUAUCGUUGUGAUAUCUUGGAAAUUUUACGUUUCUUUAAGUUCUUCUACGACCAAAUGAUUAAGGGCCAUGGCUAUCGCAAACUACUGUCCGUCUUGUGGGAAGAAAAGCAAAUGUUGACCGUUGACAAGUCACUGGAGCGCUCUCUAGCCGAGGCACGCGAGGAGUUCUCUGUAGCUAGCUUAAAAUCUCGUCGCUUCUCACUAGCCUGGUGGGAGCAAUACAAGGAAGACGUGACUCAGGAAGUUAAGCGGAGUCUUGUCGACAUGUCCAUACGCAGACCGAUCGAAAUGCGUUACUUGGAAUCCUACUAUAGCAAUUUAGCAGAAUCGGAGACAAUGAAAUACAAUAUAAGGACGAAUCAAAUGGCGAAGGAGUUGCUUGAUCUCAAAGAAUCGAGAGUGAAAAGAAUUACUUCAAACUUGGCCCUGAAGUCGUAUUAUCAUCUUAUUGAGACUUAUAAAGAACGCAUCAAAUAUUUUACAAAACGUUUAGAACACGAUAUGGAACAUUGGGAAGAUAAGAUUUUAUUAACCACUUUUCGCUUUAACAAGGCCAAAGAUGAUCUAAGAGAGGGUCAAGAGAAAAUGAAAUUUAUGAAGAAACGAAUUGCCGAAGUUCAGGCUCAAAUCGAGGCUGAAGAGAUGGAGAGAAUCUAUCAACUGGCUCAUGAGCAUGAAGUACGUCAGCAGAAGAUUGCCGAAGAAGAGGAAGCUAAGCGGCAACAGAAACUGGCCAAAUUAAAAAAACUUCGCGCCAGGAGAACAGCAGCAGAGGCUAGUCAUCCGAGCAAGGCGAUGAGAAAAGUGCCAAUAGGGAAAACCACCUGAAGCUCUCGGCGAUGAAUCUUCCAGAAAUGGCAGAAAGUAAAGUUUAGUUUUAAGAAGACCUGUUCGUAUUAAAGUUACAUUUUCUACUCGA